Dunckerocampus dactyliophorus (ringed pipefish) is the source of this 3792-nucleotide messenger RNA. RefSeq names its product ubiquitin specific peptidase 2a (gene usp2a). NCBI's taxonomy places the organism in Eukaryota, Metazoa, Chordata, Actinopteri, Syngnathiformes, Syngnathidae. Gene Ontology annotation, biological process: protein deubiquitination. Gene Ontology annotation, molecular function: cysteine-type deubiquitinase activity. The transcript is spliced from 15 exons. Gene Ontology annotation, cellular component: cytoplasm. The record is from RefSeq and is a predicted model, not a curated record. The coding region runs from base 337 to 2097 and encodes 586 amino acids.
CGGGAUUCCAGUGUUGGGUUGACGGUGGGUUUAUGUCAAACACCGGCGGUCACAGCAACUUAUGUAAGGGCGAAGACAGCAGUAGAAGCCUGCUGGGAAACUACUUUUGGAGGCGUUUCGCUGCAUGCUCGGAUCCGCUGCUGGCCUCCCAAGCAGUGUGUCUGUCCAUUGGCCGGACCGCUCAGAACAACGACGGUGGGAUCAGUGUCGCAAAGCGCAAGAACUCCGUGGGACAACAACAAAAGCUUCACAGUCUAUGGGAACUGCUGCGGCAGUCAAUGCAGUCUUCCACAGGCCGUCUUCCCCUGCGGCUGAGAACCCAGCAGCACUGCCAGCAUGUCCCACGUCUCCUCCGCCGCCAAGCGCUAUGCUGGCCCGUCCUACACCAGCCACUACAGCUCCUACAGCUCCAUAACGCCCAGCCUUAGCUCCUACAGCGAGCGGAACAGGUUGUCCUCUUACAAGUCCCCUACCUCCUCCUCAGGUUACGCCUCUUCCAGCUACCUGAGUCGAAACUACAGCACCCCAGACCGCGGCCGGGUCAUCCCACGGACUGACAUUCUCGGGAGUAGCAACAGCAGCAGCAGCAGCAACCGCCGCAGUGAAAGCCUCAGUCGAACCCCUGUCAAGAGCUAUGCGGGUUCUGGACUUAGUGGGGGGUCAGCCUACACGACAUACAGCUCCUAUUCGUCCCCCUCAGCCCAGUCCAGCUACCUCUCCUCUUCACCGGUGGCCUCCAGAAUGUCGCUCAACCGACGAAAAUCAUCAUCCCAGAAUGACUUAAGCAGGGACUUGGCUUCUCUGGGCCUCAAUGACGCCUCGUCUUCGUCCAGCCCUUCUUCCUCCUCCGGCAGCUCGAGGAGCUACCGUAGUCGGGCCAGUGACGUGGCUACCUCCUAUGGCGCCAACUCCUCAGGCCUGUCACGGAGCACUACUCAGGAGGCCCUUUCAUGGAACUCCACCAAGGAGGCCUUGAGCACCAGCAGCAGGUCACACAUUUCUUCAGCGUGGGAGCCAAGCACGAGUGGCGUGGCCGUGUCCCCCAUUAGGGACUCCACGAACUCAAAGAGUGCACAGGGACUGGUGGGACUGAAAAACCUCGGAAACACUUGUUUCAUGAACAGUAUCCUGCAAUGUCUCAGCAACACACACAACCUGCGAGACUACUGCCUGCACAACUCGCACCGAAGAGACCUUAAUAACAACAGCCGCACCAACACAGCCCUCAUGGAAGAAUUUGCCAAGCUGAUACAAACCAUGUGGUCGUCAACCAGCAGUGAAGCAGUCAGUCCGUCCGAAUUCAAAACUCAGAUCCAGAGAUAUGCUCCUAGAUUUGUAGGAUACAACCAGCAAGAUGCUCAAGAGUUUCUGCGCUUUCUCCUGGACGGUCUGCACAAUGAGGUCAACAGAGUCACAGUCAGGCCAAGAGGCACUGUCGAAGACUUUGAUCACCUAUCGGAUGAGGAGAAAGGGAGGAGGAUGUGGAGCAAAUACCUGGAGAGGGAAGACAGUAAAAUUGUUGACUUGUUUGUCGGGCAGCUCAAGAGCUCGCUGACCUGCAGCCACUGUGGUUUCUGCUCGACUGUCUUCGACCCUUUCUGGGAUCUGUCUUUGCCUAUUGCCAAGAAGGGCUACGGUGAGGUGAGCCUUAUGGACUGCAUGCGGCUCUUCACCAAAGAAGAUGUCCUUGACGGGGAUGAGAAGCCAACGUGCUACAAGUGCAAAGCAAGGAGAAGAUGCACCAAGAAGUUCACAAUACAGAAGUUCCCCAAGAUCUUAGUUCUCCACCUCAAACGCUUUUCAGAAGCAAGAAGAACCAGCAAGCUGUCCACCUUUGUGAAUUUCCCGAUGAAGGAUCUAGACUUGCAGGAGUUUGCGUCCGACAACAGCAUCAAUGCAGUUUACAACCUGUAUGCAGUGUCCAACCACUCAGGCACCACCAUGGGGGGUCAUUACACAGCCUACUGUCGCAACCCCACAUCCGGGGAGUGGUACACGUUCAAUGACUCCAGAGUAACGCCAAUGUCCUCCAGCCAAGUGCGCAGCAGCGACGGCUACGUGUUGUUCUACGAGCUGAACUCUUCCUCCCGCAUGUGAAGCCUGGGGGGGUGGGUGUGGGGCAAGAGGGGCCGCAGCACCACCCUUGAUGGAUGGUGCAAUGGAAAAGGAGCGUUACAACGCACGCACCGAGGCUCCUCAACCAGGAUGGAGGCUGCCUGUGUCAGCAGAGAACACGAGAAAGGGGCACGCAAGAACUUCGAUCACCAGCCCUGCUUUCUUUCUCCCUUGUCGUCUGUCUUUCUCAUCCAGGGUAGAUGUGUGUGUGUGUGUGUGUGUGUGUGUGUGUGUGUGUGUGUGUGUGCGCGCGUGUUAGCUGGACACAGGGCAAUAAUCCCAUUCACCUGAGGAACCCAUGAGUCCACCUGCAUCUCCUAAAUCUAUGCACCACAAGCCCAACUCCUGACUGCGCCUUCACUUUUUCUUGGUUGCCUCAAAGCAUUCGACUCACAGGUUUUUUGUGUCAUUUCUGCUUUCCAGUAUUUUUGUUUUUUGGGGUUAGCACAUCGUCAUGAUCAUCAGCUAAAGUGCGCUCGUGUGUGGCUUUUUUUUUUUUUUUAAACUUGGUUGUGGUUACAAGACCUGCAUGCACUGCACCGUAACACUCCAGCUGUGUCUCAAAUGGAAUACUUCCGUCAGUACGCUUCAGGAAGUAUAUUAGGUACACUGCGUACGCACCCAUUUUGACGGUCCCAAUUCGAUUACUGUUGGAAAUGACGAUCCUUCUCUCCUUUUCAAUUGUGAAUUGCAACCACUGGAGUUAGCCCCUCCCCUUUGGCGCGAUUGAGGGCUGUACAUGCGCCAUCCGGGCACUGAUGCCACACUGCAUUUUCUUGUACUUCUCAGUGUGAGCGCACUUACGCACUGAAAAUGCUGAGUGUAAGUACGGAAGUGUGCAAAUUGAGACACAGCUCAUGUCGCUAAACAUGGCACAGCGGCACUGUUGUACGUCUAAUGAAGCUACUCUUCCCCACAUGUGGCUGCUGCUGAUGUUUGCAAUGUGCUGUGAAUGAUUGACAGUUUUCAUCUAUUAUUAUUCAUGAAUAUCCAUCAUAGUUAGGUCCUCAUCGGUCAUUAGGAGGUCUUCCUCUCGUUUCAUGCCAUUGAACAACAAGGAAAGAAUGUUUUAAAGAAGACACACACAAAAAAAACAUGAUCUGUAUAUUUUUAUAUCCUGAUGCAAUAUAGAGAAUGUACUAUUCAAUGGUGCUGAAGCUGACCCAUAACUGUUUUCGUUUGACUUCUGUACCGAGUUUCAAGGAAGAAAAGAGAUAUUUAUGCUUAAAGGAUAUUGUAACGAGUCACUUUUUAACAGAGGCAGUCAAACAUGAUUCGAUAUCUAUGAAUAUAUGUGAAUAAAAGGCCACAGAAAAUGCGUUGCUUCUAUUUAUUCGAAGUUUUGCAUUAUAACAUUCAAUUUUGCUGUUAAUCAACUCAAAUCAUACAAAUGAAAUACGAGUCAUAAAAAAUGAAGGCUGCAGUGGCAUAUUGUACAUUAAAUGUACUGUAAUAUCUCAUAUUAAUAGUACUUUUGUUUUUAUGAACAUGCCAAGGAAGAUUAAAAAUUAAUUCUGGGCCCAAAAUGGCACCCAGGCUGGACUUUGGACAUCCCUGCUAUACAGCGACUAACGACAUGAAUAUAUACACAACUUAAAUAUGGAAUUGUAGUGGUUUGGGAAUACUACCUGAUUUCUUUGAUUCAGAACAGGCCAUUUUUUGUCAGUUUUGAGUCUU